GGAACAGAUAUUGUUUCUUCCGAAAAUGUCACAAAGUUAGAUGUUAAUACGACUUUAAAUGAUUUAAUGACAACCACUGUAAUAUCUUCAAAUCAUACUGAAACCACAUUGGAGACUGGGUCUACAGGUUACAUACCAGAUAGCACAAGCUCGUCAGACAAAAUAACAACUACCUCAGAGGGGACGGUUGUUGAAGCAACGACGAUAAUGACCACAAGUUCAGAAGUAGAACUUUCUUCUGUCACAACAUCUACGUCUGAGCCUUCAAGUACAGCUGCAGUGAUCACGGCAUACCAAAAUAAUACUGAAGAAUACUUAAAUAGUACUCUGAGUACAGGAUUAUAUACAACAGAAUACAAUAACGUAGAUAACUUUAGCACGCAGACAACAUUAGAAGAGGAAACCAUACUCGUUGGAUUUUGUGUCUGUAAAUGUACCGGAUCAGGUUACAAAUGGACAGAGGAAGAACUGGCUGAUAGAAUACUCCAAAGAAAAAUAGAGACUCAGCUGAUUAAAAAGAACCUGACAGCAUAUUACAGAAGCCUGACCUCAGCAAAUGACCAACGAAUGUCAUCUCAGUGUAUAGGUUAUAUAGGAUCAGUCAUACUGAUUUGUUUUCUUUGUCUGCUUAUAUUUUGUGAUUUUCGAAGGUUCUUGUAUUACUGCAUAAUAGAGAGACACGCCGAAAAACAUGUUAGUUAAGUAUUA
This is a messenger RNA of Saccostrea cuccullata (small rock oyster), 708 nucleotides long. Its product is annotated as location of vulva defective 1-like. The record is from RefSeq and is a predicted model, not a curated record. The transcript has 2 exons. Lineage: Eukaryota; Metazoa; Mollusca; Bivalvia; Ostreida; Ostreidae. The coding region runs from base 67 to 702 and encodes 211 amino acids.